Molecule: messenger RNA, 1017 nt
Organism: Adelges cooleyi (spruce gall adelgid)
Lineage: Eukaryota; Metazoa; Arthropoda; Insecta; Hemiptera; Adelgidae
Product: transcription factor Sox-21-B-like
Exons: 2
Coding region: 1-1017 (338 amino acids)
Biological process (GO): anatomical structure morphogenesis; regulation of DNA-templated transcription; cell differentiation
Molecular function (GO): DNA-binding transcription factor activity, RNA polymerase II-specific; RNA polymerase II cis-regulatory region sequence-specific DNA binding
Source: RefSeq, a predicted model, not a curated record
AUGAACGACAUGACGGCCGUUACGGCGGCCGCGAUGUUGUUGCAACAACAACAACAAUCGCGUCACCAUCACCGGCAAGUGCAUCAGCACUACGACGACCGCGGAGGCCGUCUCCACCAGCACCGCGGCCACCCCGACGCCGGUGUCCCGCCGGCCGCGGUCACCGACCCGGCCGGCCAACAGCACAUCAAGAGGCCAAUGAACGCCUUCAUGGUAUGGUCCAGGGGCCAACGGCGCAAGAUGGCCCAGGAAAAUCCGAAAAUGCACAAUUCCGAAAUCAGCAAAAGACUGGGCGCCGAGUGGAAACUGCUCAACGAACCCCAAAAACGUCCAUUUAUUGACGAGGCCAAACGAUUGAGAGCGUUGCACAUGAAAGAACAUCCCGAUUACAAGUACCGGCCACGUCGCAAGCCCAAGACUAUGAUACAGAAGAAGGAACCGGUUGCCGUACCGGCGAGCGUCAAGCCCGGCGCGGUGCCGUAUUCGGUGCGGGACUUGCUACCACAGGAGUCGGCCGGCUCGACGGCGUCCGCCGCGGAACAGCCGGUCGGCGCGGCGCCCGUGCGGUUUCCGCCGCGCGCCUACUUCUCGCCGUAUCACCAUCACCAGCCCCAUCACUACCCGGCGUUCUACCAGCACGUGGCCAAAGACUUGUCGGUGAGCGCGGCCGUCGGCCACGAGGCCGUCGCCGGCAAGGCCGUGCACGACCUUGCGUUGCACGCGCUCUACGGCAGCUCGCUGUACUCGCACGCCGUGUCGCUGGCCAACGCGUGGCCGAUGAUGACGGCGGCCGCGGCGGCCACCACCGCGUCCGCGUGCCCCGCCGACUGUGCGGAAUGCGGCCACCACGGCGAACAACAACCGCCGCGGUCCGUGCGCGAAUCGUCGUCGUCGUCGUCGGCCCCGUCACCGCCGCCGUCCACGUCCCCGGCUGUCAAGCGGCCGAUCGCCGUGGUCGUCAAGCCGGACCUGAUGCCGCCGCCGCCGCAACAGCAGCAGCAGCAGCAGGUCAUAUGA